AUGAUCUCCGGGCUGGUGACAUUGUUGUUGACGGCGGGGCGACCCGCCCUCGCGACCCGCGACUCGUUCUACCCGCCCCUUAACCACACCACCUUCAUCACCAACGCUUCCCUCGGCACCUACGGCGGCAUCUACACGGCCCCGGCCGAUCAAGCCAGCUCCCCCUCAGCGGAAAAUGUCUACAACUAUUGUUCCAUGCCCCAUCCCCGCGCCGAGACGUAUUCGCUGCCGCCCCCCGUCGCCAACCAGUCCGUCUCCGCUCGGCUAGUCUACCUCGAGUAUGUGCAGCGGCAUCAACGACGCACCCCGUAUAACAUUCUUCCCGGGGGAGAGAAUCAACAAUAUCACUGCGACAAUCUCCAGGCGCAUGUCUAUGUCGCCCCGGCUUCCCAGGGCCCGGCUCCCAUCCCGGUUUAUGGUCAAACUUAUUCCGAUCCCUCCAAUCCAUUCCUAGCAACCUAUGUGAAUGGCUCCUGUCAGUAUCCCCAGCUGACCAUUGGGGGCUUCCUGGACGGCUACCAGCACGGGCGCGACCUUCGCGCAGUGUACGGCGACCAGUUGCAGCUAAUCCCUUCAUCGCCGGACGAGGACAACGGCAAAAAGAUCUGGCUACGGUCCAGCACAUCGGCCCUCACCCAAGGCUCGGCCGGGGGUGUUCUGCGGGGCAUUUGGCCUGAUUACAAUGCACCCCUGCCGCUGCACCAACAAGCCUCCGGGGUCGACACGGUCGACCAGGGAUUCUCCUGUUCUGCUCAGAGCGAGGUCCUCUCCGCCAUUGAGUCUACGGCAGAGUGGAAUGAGCACUUGACCGUAACCAAGGCCCUACGCAGUCAGCUGGCGACCAUGUUCGAUGCGGAUACCUCCAGCUGGACCUCAACGUUUGACCAUUUCGCGGACAAUUUCCAGGCCCGUCUGUGUAAUGGAUACGAGCUUCCCUGUCGCGUCCAGAAUGAGUCGCAGUGCGCGACCCGCGACCAAGCAGAGGAGGUGUUUCGUGCCGGCGAUUGGGAAUGGAAUUACUGGUGGCGCCACAACGCAAAUGCUACUCGGUAUAUCCAGCUAGUGGAAGGAUUAUUCAUUGGGGAGAUCGUCCGCCAUCUGGAAGCGGUCCAGCUGGGAACAUCCGAGCUUGUGUAUAGCCACAACUUUGUUCACGAUGGAGACCUCGGGCCUAUCCUCGGUGCAUUGGGCAUCAAGGCACUACGGUGGCCGGGAAUGGGAUCAAACAUUGCGUUUGAAAUCUGGCAAACAUCCACCUCCGAACUUUACGCCCGUGUCUUGUAUAGUGGACGUGCGAUCGAAACGAUUCACGGCACCUUGGACUGGAUACCACUCUCGUCCUUGAUCAGCAUCCUCAAACCAUACAUUCCGGACGACAUCGUCGCAAUGUGCCAGUCUAGCUGAGAUUGUAUUUUAAUAGAUAGAAUGAAUGACUGUCAAGUGACGGAAUGUCAAUCUUGGCAGCAAUAGCAAUAGACCCCAUCCGAGCAACACUGCGGGAAUGCUCCAUGGCAACAAACGGCUUGGGAGCAGGGCGGCGAGCAAACAUAGCAGGCUAAAGGCUUCAGUAUAGUCUCAUCUGCACCGCGUAGCAGGAACAUAGCACGUACAAUUAUCGGUAUCCGCCAGCACCCUUUGCACCGGCUCGAUAGCAUCGAUCAUGGAUUCCCUCUUGAUGCUCGCUGUCCAACCUGGUAUUUUUUCAGUUAUGUUCUCACCAAGAGUUGAAUGCGACCUUACGGCUGAUCUGGCGAUGAUCUGCACCAACCGUUAGAGCGCUCAACCACAGAGUCCAGAGAUAGACGGUCUUCAUUC
Molecule: messenger RNA, 1815 nt
Organism: Aspergillus ibericus CBS 121593
Lineage: Eukaryota; Fungi; Ascomycota; Eurotiomycetes; Eurotiales; Aspergillaceae
Product: histidine phosphatase family protein
Exons: 3
Coding region: 1-1404 (467 amino acids)
Biological process (GO): dephosphorylation
Molecular function (GO): phosphatase activity
Source: RefSeq, a predicted model, not a curated record